UGUAGCUAGCUCCUUUGUUUGGUCUACAGCGUCACGGGUCAUGUAAACACAAUGCCGCGGGGCUUUAAAUCCAGUAAGGUGUGGGAUCAUGUGACGAAACUGCCGCUUGAUACUGCGAAGUGUAACCUGUGCAGGAAAGUGAUCAAGUGCACUGGGGUAACAUCGAACAUAGCGAGGCUCAGGCACUUGAGGCAAAACCACAAAAUAGAAACUACUCCACAUGCAGCCUCAGCUACAUUGGCGGCGAUGUUUGGCGAGCAAAAUAACAACGAUCGAGGUUUGUAUAAAGGAGCACCUGGCCCAGAGACGGAGACAUGCGCCAGCUAUAGUUCUCCUAACAGGAAAAAGAAAAUGAGCCAAAACCUGUCCGCGUGCUGUUUGUCCCUGCUGGUCCUGCUUCACUGUGCAGGGGCAGACCCCCCCUCUGACCUGCAGACUCUGGAUCAGCUGUUCGUAGAGCAGCUCAGCACCUCGGAGGAAGAGAGGGGGGGGCGAGAUGGGAGCUCAGACAAGGCUCUGUUCGGAGCUCCACAGCAGCACUGGAGGGGGCCCUCACACCUCAGCAACUCGGCUCUGGCUGAAGAAAGCAUCCUCGCGCGUCUAUUCAAGGAGCUCACGAGGACCUCCAAGCGCUCAUGGAGCCGGAACAAGAAGGGGGGGCUGCGGAGCUGCUUCGGGGUCCGGCUGGAGAGGAUCGGCUCCUUCAGCGGGCUGGGAUGCUAGACAGGCGCAGACCGGAUCGCGCUCUCCACUCCCCGAGGCUCCCUGUCCAUGGUGCUGAUGCGGAACUGAGACGUCUUUUCCUGUGUUAACUGUUGAAUAAUGAGUUAUUGAAAACUUAUUGAUUAUUUAUUAUUAACUUGUUGGAUACAUUAAUGUUGCCUUGUAAUAGUAUUGUAGUAAAACAAAUAUUUAGCAUAAUACCUGCGUGUGUGACUCUUCUUCUUGGGUGCUGUGUUAAAUUUAGAUUAUUAUUUCCCUAAGUGACACUACCAUUCUUAAUGCACGUAAAAUAAACGUUUUAAUUUGGAAUAAUUUAAUCAUUAAAAAUAUGUUUUUUAUGUUGUCGUCAGCAGGGAGUCAUCUGAACAGUUUGGUGUUUGAAAAUAAACGGGGAUCGGUUGUUGUAGCACAUUGGAUACAGCAGACAGCCUGGAUGGGCAUAACGAAUCUUAAAUAAUAUAAGAUUGGGCACGGAGAAUAAAUAGCUUAUGGGAGUUUUACAGUGUCUGAAAAAACCUCCCCUAAUACAACAUGACUAAAUUGAGAUGUCAGUCGCAUCGCCACAGCCUGUUUCAAGCCUGAAUACCAAAGUCAUAUUGCAGAUAUAUGAUGUGAGCUACAUGUAAUUAACUGCAGUUUGGCAUUGAUUGAUUUUUGACAGCAGAGCGGAGUGCCCAACGUCUAUUGUUAGUUGGCAUGAUGCAUGUGCAAUACUGACAAUUAUAUUGUACACUCAAACUGUUUGAAAUCACAAAUAAUGUUGAGUGAAAAUGAAAUAAUUUCACACUGUAAUAGCAUCAAAUGAAUUGCAGAGAGAAAUAGAUUCAGACACAGUGUUAACACACUAAAAUGACACAUAAAGCACACUAAUAUAAACUGACAUUCAAAGAGCAAAACCUCAGCUCCAAUAUCCAAAACUCUAAACACAUUUUCAACUCUGCACCGAAUUUGCAAUUCAACCUGGCACGUUUUGCAAGACGCUGCACAUCGUUCUCUCAGUAAGACACAGAAAUCUGAUAGAUUCACUUUGUUUGCCAUUUCCAAAACACUGCCAUUAAAAAUGCUACUGUGAGAAUAAUCAAUAUAUCAAAUGUCACUAUGUGCUUAAU
Molecule: messenger RNA, 1832 nt
Organism: Eleginops maclovinus (Patagonian blennie)
Lineage: Eukaryota; Metazoa; Chordata; Actinopteri; Perciformes; Eleginopidae
Gene: nppal
Product: natriuretic peptide A-like
Exons: 4
Coding region: 52-723 (223 amino acids)
Biological process (GO): cGMP biosynthetic process; receptor guanylyl cyclase signaling pathway
Cellular component (GO): extracellular region
Molecular function (GO): DNA binding; hormone activity
Source: RefSeq, a predicted model, not a curated record